Molecule: messenger RNA, 1692 nt
Organism: Penicillium verhagenii
Lineage: Eukaryota; Fungi; Ascomycota; Eurotiomycetes; Eurotiales; Aspergillaceae
Exons: 2
Coding region: 1-1692 (563 amino acids)
Source: RefSeq, a predicted model, not a curated record
AUGAAGGAAGAAACCCCCAGGGAGUCGCCUGAAGGCUCGCGGGCCGACGACCAGUCGAACUCGAAAUCCGGUGCCAAUCUAGGGUCCAAGGACCGAAAUUGCCAGUAUUGCGGUCAGCCGUUUACCUCAUCGUCACUUGGUCGCCAUCUCGAUCAGUUUCUGUUCAAGAAGAAGCCUGAUGGCGUUCAUGAUGUCGAGGAAAUUCGUCGCAUCCGCAGUGGGAUCACUCGUCGGCAGGCCCGCACGAAUUCUGGCAAGCAUGACGAGAGCCCCGAUCACGUCCAAAAAAAGGGCUCCGUCGACCCCUAUACUACCACUGGAGAAUCGGCAUCCAAGGCACGCGAACCCCCGCCGCGCAUGAUGUUCAAUACGCCGACUUGGCAUGCAACCGGCGUCAUCAACGAUAUUCCAAACCCAAGUCGCGUGCUAGACGGGCCACGAGUCAUGCCAAAUCAGUCGCGGGCGGGCUCCUUGCAGCUGCCGGAUUAUGCGAGCCGAGGUGCCAAUGCCAACAACCCUGAUACCAUGAAAGCGCUCGAGCUGGCGUUGCACGAAGUGCUCGAUAAUAUUAAAGCUGCAACUUCGCGUUUUCGGCCUAGAAUAUCGCCCUUCGAUUUCGAUAUCCAAACCCAGACGUUCCCCUCCCUAUGCCUCCAACUCCUUCCCCCUCCGCCGAGCUUGUUCGCUUCUCACCCAUUUUCCUCGCCGAAUUCGUUUCCACUCCAACCACCUGGGAUGGAGCACCUUGAAAUGAUCCGUCAAGCACUCCGCUCCAAGGUUGCGCAGUGGAAAGCCGACCAAAUUUCAGGGGAUUCCAGCGCCCACGCGAAACUGGGGGUGACAAUGGAUCACAACAUGAUCUAUCGGACCGGAAGGCAACACGAGGAAAUCGGAUUGAGACAUCUGGAGCUAGCUUAUAAUCACUGGAACUCCCUUCCCCACGAGACUCGUCGUGAAUCAUGGCAGUUGGAGAUGACCCGCGCAUUUGCCCGGGAAGCGGAGCAACGUAAGUCGGUAGAUGAGCAGCUAGCCCGGGUCCAACAAGAAGCAAAUCAACUGCGAGCCCAAGUGGAACGACUUGGAUCAUGCCAGUGGCCCCGCGAAUUCGCUCUCUUCCCUCCCGACGCUCUCCCAAUCUCUCGAGAUGUCGCUCGUGAGUUGAAUGCGAAAGAGAGCCAGAUCACUCCGGAUUCCACACGCUGGGACUACGACCACGUCGUCAGCAAAUGGAAACGCGUUGUCAUGCAUGAUAAGGGUAUGGGCCGAAUUGGAGUCGGCUAUACUAGUGGCAUUCCAAUCGCCGAUCUAGAUAAUAGCCAGCAGCAAAGUCCUAAUGUGCGACCUCCCCGACCGGGCGAAGAUACUUCAUCUCAUCCGAACCGCCUGCGACCUCUGCAGUCCGCCGCCGCUAUGAGCCCAGAUGCGGGUACAGCAUCCACGCCUGCUUCCUCGGCAAAUUACGCUUCUCCAUAUUCGCAUGCCGAUCCCCGCAGCCCACCGGGUGGCAGCGUCGGCGCCCCACAGGCUAAGCGUCCUCGUUUGAUGAAUGGAGCUGACGGCCCAGCCGCGCCGUCUUCUGACUCCGCUCCUUCAUCGGCUAGGCCAUGCGGCCCUUGGCCAUCUUCCUCCACUCCCAUUCUCUCUAAUCUGGCAGCUCCGUCCGGCCAAACGCCACCUUCCGCUUCCAGAUAA